AUGUGUGACACAUCUUUCUGCAAGGAGCUGUUGCUCUACCACAAUGCUUUGAUAGGAGAUGUGGGCGCACAGGCGCUUGCCGAAGUGCUACAUCCUGACCGUUGGCCGUCCGGGAGAGGCCUGAAGACCCUGAGCUUGGCCGCGUGCAGCAUUGGCGACGCCGGAUGUCAAGCCCUGAUGGCUGCCGUCCGUGAGUACCAGGCGUUGACGUCAUUGGAUCUGUCUUGCAACGCCAUUACCGACGACUCCACCCCGGCAGUCGCGCUGGUGCUGGCUCAGUCAAAUUCCUCACUGGAAGCAUUGUCGCUCUCGAUGAACUUGAUCAGCUCAUAUGGCAUCUCCCAGCUCAUGGAUGGUGUCGCUAGCAACCCAGAAGGAGCUCUAUGCCAGAUCGACGUGUCGACGCAGGACGGCGGUCAAAGCAAGACCAGCUUCGUAGCAAAUGACGCGUUGAGUCCCCGAAGCAGCAGCAAGGUAAAAUCCAAAUUUGCGGGCCUGCGCUGA
Molecule: messenger RNA, 504 nt
Organism: Symbiodinium pilosum
Lineage: Eukaryota; Dinophyceae; Suessiales; Symbiodiniaceae
Source: the annotation of a GenBank genome assembly